AUGGAUGUUAAUACAACAAAGCCUCCGAAAGACUCCUAUUUUUCUGGUAAUGCUGAAUGGGAAUUAUUAAAUGUUACUGUGAGAGCAACAAAAUUUAUGGAGGAUGGAGAGGAGCGUGUUGAAGUCCAUUACAUCAUUCAUUUACGCCGUAGACCUGUUUAUUACAUUACCGUGAUAGUUGCACCAACCUUCCUCAUUUCUGCAUUGAGCAUUUUGGGGAUAUUCACGCCUGGUACGAAUGAUGGACCUCGUGGAGAAAAGGUGUCCCUCGGACUUGGCUCACUCCUAGCAAUGUCUGUACUUUUGGACAUAGUUUCGGCAGCCAUGCCUAGAUCAAACUCGAUACCUCUACUUGGCCAUUAUAUUAUUUUUACGAUUGUUUUGUGCGCGGUAGGUGUUGGAGUUAGCAUGUUACUGUUGGCUAUGUCGAGGCAUUUUAUUCAAAGUGGGGAAUUGCCGUCAGAAAAGCUUUAUAGGUGA
Meloidogyne enterolobii is the source of this 480-nucleotide messenger RNA. The record is from the annotation of a GenBank genome assembly. NCBI's taxonomy places the organism in Eukaryota, Metazoa, Nematoda, Chromadorea, Rhabditida, Meloidogynidae.